This is a messenger RNA of Oryza brachyantha (malo sina), 2190 nucleotides long. Its product is annotated as organic cation/carnitine transporter 2-like. Lineage: Eukaryota; Viridiplantae; Streptophyta; Magnoliopsida; Poales; Poaceae. Gene Ontology annotation, biological process: transmembrane transport. Gene Ontology annotation, molecular function: transmembrane transporter activity. The coding region runs from base 32 to 1630 and encodes 532 amino acids. The transcript has a single exon. Gene Ontology annotation, cellular component: membrane. The record is from RefSeq and is a predicted model, not a curated record.
AGGGAGAGUAGAGGGGCACUCAACUUCGCCAAUGGCUGACGCAGCCACCACCCCGCUGCUGACAAGCCAUGAAGCAAAGCCAGCGAAGGCGCCGUCCAUCGACGACGCGAUCGAGACGUACAUCGGCGCCACCGGCGCCACCCAGCUGCUCAAGGCCAUGUUGCUGGCCUUCGCUUGGGCUUUCGACGCGCAGCAGGUGUUCAUGUCCGUCUUCACGGACGCUGAGCCGCCAUGGCACUGCACCGGCGUGCCGGCUAAUGGCGACUCGUCUUGCUCGCCGGCCGCGGCCUCGCCGUGCGCGCUCCCACCCGGCACGUGGGAGUGGGACCGCCCGGCCGAGACGUCGGUGGUCUCGGAGUGGGCUCUCAAGUGCAGCGGCCCGGCGCUUGUGUCCCUCCCGGCGUCGUCGUUCUUCGCCGGAAACCUCGCCGGCGGCUUCCUGCUCACGACGCUCGCCGACACUCAUCUAGGCCGCAGGAAGAUGCUCUUCCUGUCACUGGUGACCAUGUCUCUUGCCGGCGUGCUCACGGCCUUCUCGCCGAACGUGUGGGCGUACGCCGCCCUGCGGUUCGUGAGCGGGUUCGGCAGGUCCAUAGUGGGCACGUCUGCGAUGGUCCUGUCCACGGAGCUCGUCGGGAAGAGGUGGCGCAACACGGUGAGCGCGGCGGGGUUCGUCUUCUUCUCUGUCGGGUUCAUGUCACUCCCGGCGCUCGCGUACACGUUCCGCGAGGCGUCAUGGCGGAACAUGUACGUGUGGACGUCGCUCCCGUCCCUCUGCUACUCCGUUCUGGUCUACGUCCUCGUCCAGGAGUCGCCGCGGUGGCUGCUGGUGCGCGGCCGGAAGCAGGAGGCCAUCGAGGCGGUGCGGCAAAUCGCGUCGCUCAACGGGGGCGGCGGAGGAGGCAUGAUGUCUAGCUUCUCCAUGCUGGACGCGUGCGCCGUGGAGCUCGGCGAGGACAGGGGCGCCGGAGGCGAGGGCCUGUUCGCCACGCUGCAGUCCAUGUGGGAGCGGCGGUGGGCGCUCCGGAGGCUGGCGGCGAUCAUGACGGCCAGCUUCGGUGUCGGCAUGGUCUACUACGGGAUGCCGCUCAACGUGGGCAGCCUGAGCUCCAACCUGUACCUGAGCGUGGCGUACAACGCCGUGGCCGAGCUCCCGUCGUCCAUCCUCUCGUGGCUCUUCAUGGGCAGGUUCAACCGGCGCACCUCGGUGCUCGUGCUCACCACGGCGUCCGGGCUGUGCAGCCUGGCGUGCGUCGUCAUCCCGGGGGAGCGCACCGGCGUGCGCAUGGCCGCGGAGGUGUGCUCCUUCUUCGCGUCGUGCACGGCGUACGACGUCAUGCUCAUGUACUCGAUCGAGCUGUUCCCGACGUCCGUGCGCAACUCGGCCGUGGGGCUGGUGCGGCAGGCGGUGGUGCUGGGCGGCGUGGUGGCGCCCGUGCUCGUCGCGGUCGGCCGGGAGAGGAGCUACUGGUCGUUCGGGGUGUUCGGGCUCGCCGUCGGCUGCCUGGGGCUGUUCGUCGCCUGCCUGCCGGAGACGAGGGGGAGGAGGAUGUCGGACACCAUGGAGGAGGAGGAGCAGCAGACGGAGGCCCCAACGAGCGGCAUGGAUAACAAUGGCGAGCUUGCGUAGAUGGUAAAACUCAUCUUGGCGCCAGCCAUUUGCUGUGCAGGUCGCACUCAGUCAGGUAUGCUGCCAUCAACUUGCAGAAUAUAAUCCAAAUGAGAUUACAAUCCCGCUUACUUAUCAUCGGCCACGCACGAAAGAAGGUGUUAGGUGUACCAGAAAAAGAAAAAUAGAACCAAACAACCAGAAUAGCAUACACACAAAAAUACACACCUUUGUUAUUCGUCGCGAAAAUGAAGUCGAAUCUGAAGAAAAAAAAUAAAAGGCAGGACGAUGAACUGAUGCGAGCAGCAAAUGGAUCUAUUAUUGGCGCGAGCCGCCUCAGCCGUGGGAGAAGAGAACGGCGGUAAGCAAGCCUAGAUGAGCUACUGGAAAUGUUGAUGUAUAUACUGCGUGGAAAGUACUGAAUAGUGACAAAGCCUAUGAUUUGUUAUAUAUUACAAUGAUCCUCGCGGGCUCGUGGGUGUAUUUAUAGCGUAUAUACGAGAUACUAUAUCGUACAAAUUUAGAGUAUAAGAUAAAUAUUCUAUCGUAUCUCUAUAAAAUUUUAUGUUUGUCCCUGAAUA